AUGCCCUCGCCUACGCUUCUCGUACAGACCUCGGCUGGUCCAAUCCAGGGCUUUGAGGACACGCACCCGUUACGCAAUACAAGCAGUGCAGCUCUGCAAAGUGGUACAGAAGCACCAAUCUAUAAAUGGCUUGUAAGUACGCAGAUACAGCUGCAAAUGUGGCCGAACACAACUGCUGUGGCUACUCGCCAGAGCCGGUCCGGUUGCUUAUGAUUGCCGAGGCUUCGGCGCAUCCCCACUUGAUCGGAACCCGCUGACACGAUUCCCCAAUCCGCCGGCCCGUGUUUCAGGGCAUCCCUUAUGCGAAAGCUGGUCGGUUCGAGCGACCUACUUCACCGGAUCCUUGGACCCAGCCUAUCGAGUGCUUCGAGUUCCGCACCAAGUUUCCCCAGCAGCCUGAUGGGAUCACGGAACCGUUCUACCAGGCCCGCCUGGGUGACUAUCGUCGCGACUUCGUGGCACAGUCCGAGGCAUCGCACACGAUCGAUGUAUAUACGCCCGAAGGAACCAAGGCAGGCGAUGCUCUCCCUUGCCUGGUCUGGAUUCACGGAGGGGCCCUCAUCACCGGCUCGACCUCGCGAGUCAACUACGAUCCGUCGCACUGGAUUCGUGAUCAGGCCAAGCUCGGUCGAAAGUUCGUCUUUGCCGCGGUCAAUUACCGGCUCAACGUAUUUGGCUUCUUGAGUUCCAAGGACCUACAAGAAGUUGACAAGGAUGGGCUGAGUGGAAACUAUGGCGUCUACGACUGUGUCAAGGGCCUCGAAUGGGUGCAAGAAAAUAUCGGUGCUUUUGGUGGCGACAAGGACAACGUCACGUGCUUUGGAGAGUCGGCAGGAAGUAUAAUGGUUUCCACUCUGCUAUGCUCUGGUCGCCGGUUGUUCCAAAAAGCGAUCAUACAAUCCGGUGCGGCCCCGACUCUUCCAACUCGUCCCGUCGAUACAGCGUCCCCUACAUACGCCGCCAUCUUGGCCGCCAUUGGCGCUGACAAACUGCCUACGGCGGCCGAAAGGGUGGAGGCGUUAAAGAAGGCGCCAAUGGAGCAAAUUCUGGCUGCGCACACGGCGUCCCAGACGUUCGCCGGACACAGCUUUUCGAUCGAGGAAGGUCCGAACGCCACGUGGGAUCGCAAAGUCGUAGACAAACUCAGGGACGGGCAGUGGGACCCUUGGGUCGAGCGAGUCAUUCUGGGAACGAUGGAGGACGAAGGGACCAUGUUCACGGCUGGCAUGAAGGUGAGCAAUCCCACACACCAUCGACUAUCUUCUCACUAAAGCUGAAUCUGCGUGCGGCCCGCUUCGACCCGAAAAGAUGAACACACCCGCCGCGUUCGAUGCAUAUGUCGCGAAUCGCCUGCCGAGAUACAAAGCGCAGAUCAACAAAAAGUAUCUCAAGGGUGCGCCUCACCCGGAAGAAGUGUCCUUCGUCGAGGCGCCUGCCUCCCGCCUCCUACACGAUCAGUUAUUCGCCCAACCGACCUACGACCAGGCUAAGGCGAUGGCGAGUCAGCCCAACGCCAAAAGUGGCAAGCCCUGCACCGUCUACUUCUACCGCUGCCGCGCAGAGAUCGACAGCGUUACUCGUGGACCCUUCAAACUCGGAUCCAUGUAGGUCUCGACUCUUAUCGUGGCCUGACGAUCGGAGGUUGAUAGUGUCUCUUUACCCUCUGCGUAGGCACACGAUCGAUUGCCCGUUCAUCUUCAACAUCAAGCCCUGCUGGGACGAAGGGUCCCACGAGGAGGCUUCGGCCGCUGUUUUUGGCGAGAACUGGAGUCGGUUUGCCAUUGAUGGCAAGCCCGUUGAGGCCUGGCAACCCUUCGACUCGAAGAAGCCGAGCUGGUUCGUCUUUGAAGAUGGAGGAAAGACCAAGACCGAGAGCCUCGAAGGCUUCACGGACGAUUUCAUCGAUUUCGAUGCCCCAGUCGAUCUUACAGUCCAGGUGAGUACUUAGAGGGUUACACCCACAACCACUCCCACACCACAAUCACUCCCCCUGACGGUCUUCUUUGGCGGACUUCUCAGGCUGAAUAG
Microbotryum saponariae is the source of this 2028-nucleotide messenger RNA. The record is from the annotation of a GenBank genome assembly. NCBI's taxonomy places the organism in Eukaryota, Fungi, Basidiomycota, Microbotryomycetes, Microbotryales, Microbotryaceae.